UUUCAAUUUCGUCAAGUAAAAAAAAUGUCACACGUACGAAUGAAUUUCAAUACUAUUGUGUUCCCUCAAUUGUCAAAGUUUUACAACUCGUUUAAACAAAUAGACGAUAAUGCUUAAAAUAGUAUCAUUUUUCCUGAUAUUAAUGACAGCUGUUUCAGUUGAUUUUCCAGAGCCAAACCAUUGCUUUGAAUAUAUAGAUGACGCCAGAAAUGAACCGUUUUAUGUCUCGGAAGAAGUAGUAGUAGAUUUUGGUUGGGGAGGAAUCGAUGCCAGACAACUCGGAGGUUUUAUGUAUAGCUAUGAGUGUGCUAAACUUGAAGGUGGUGAAGAAGUUAAUUAUGAAGUGACGAACGCUGCAGAUGACGACGGGCCCGAGUGGAAAGCGCCCCCGCACUCUUUUGAGCCAGGAGAAUAUGUAGUUUCCGCCAGCAUUACGAGCUAUGAUACGAUGGAAGGAGAAGGUUAUCAAUGUUACAUUGUGAUUGCUGCUGAAGAUCCGACAGCAGUUAUAGAAGGUGGAUCGUCACGUGUUGUUGCUCCUAAUCUUGCCUUCAAAGUCGACGGAUCGCAAUCAACCAAUUCAAAUCUUAAAGAUGAUCCUCACAAAGGACUAACUUAUUUAUGGACUUGUACGCAACUAAAAACACCGCCGUCUUUUUGUAAAGGGGAUUGGACUUUCAAUGAGAAAGUAGUGACUAUUCCAGGAAAACUUGCUGUGGAUGAGGACGAAUUUGUUUUCACGCUGACAGUGUCAACUGAAUGGGACACGCAUGACAACACCUCGCAAACGAUUUACGUGCUGAAAAAUUCAGUCAAUUUAGUCAUCGAUUGCAAGAAGAAUUGCCCUCCGGUAGCCACCUAUUCGGAUGUAAAGUCUUCUACAUUUCUCGAAGGUUUCUGUCACCAAAGUUGUAAACUUGUAAAUGAUAAUGACCUCGUGUGGACAAUAGCAUCUAAAACAAAAUCAAGUUUUACUUUUAAUUACAAGACUAGCACACGCUUUGGUAGGGAGGGUCGCAAAUUUCUCAUAAAAGAAAAUGUUUUAAAACCUGGCAUUUACAAUAUAAGCCUUCAGUUAAAAGCCGGACAUCAACGAAGCGGAUACUCGAAUAUUAUCAUAGAGGUUCCAGGACCUGCUGAAGUCAAAGAUUGUCGAGUAACACCCGAAAAAGGCGAAUCACUCAAAACGCGUUUCACCUUUAAAUGUGUCCAAGUGCCGCCUAAUGAUCGAAACUAUUACGAAUUGGUUUAUAAGGACACUACAGAUCCAUCGAAAACAACUUCGGUUAUUGAAGGCUACUAUCCUAACGUUUUUCGGCAAACAUUUGUGUUGUCGUCUUCCAAAAACAAGAAACUUCAAGCAAUAAUAACGAAAACUGGCCAUCCAACAAAUGUUGUGCCGCUUAAGGUAGAAGUCAUUUCAAGUCUAGCUAAUAAACCUACAAAAGAAGUUAUAAAAAUUGUCACCAAUGUGUAUAAUGGCAAAACUCCAAGUCAAUCAGUUGAACAAUUAGCACGCAGUACAGAUAUUGUUGAAAGAAGAAAAGCUAUGCAAAUAAUGACUUCUUUGGUCGAAGAACUUGUAGAUACUAAAAUUGAAGAAGAUCCACAGUUUACUAAUUUUAUUAGGACAUUAAAAAUUAGAGCGACUAAAGACCUUUUAAGUACUUCUCCUAGCAAAGUUUCUACUAUUUUAAAAAUGGGUGAUACGUUAACGAAACUGAAUAAUUUCCAAUCUCCAACAACAGAUCCAGAAAUUGCCAAAAUAUCGACCAGUGUGUGUGACAAAAUAACGGAUAAGAUGUUAAAUGUUAUGAAAGAGAAGCAAAAUCUUCUCAACAUGGCUGAAGAAUCUAAAUCAGUCGCCAGAUUUGUGUCCCGUUGUUUGAAAUCUCAUGCAAAAGAAAAUCUUAAAAUAUUAGAACCCCUGAAACUAAAUAUCUCGAAAAAAAUUCGACCUCCUCCUAGUGAGGGACAACCGGUACUGGUUGAAGAUUAUCCCGAUUAUGAAGAUCAUGGUCCAGACUAUUACAAUAAUCUAAGAGAUUUAACAAUAGCGACGGGAAACACUUUGAAUGCCUCCAGUAAAAUGGCAAAAGUGAUGGCAUUUACCACCGCUAUCGGUGAAGGUAUUGUUAAAACUGAAGGAAAAUUCGAUACAACACUCGUCCUCAAAGAUCUAGGAAAAGAAAUAGCUGAUUCAAGAAUGGCUUCAGAUGGAGUUGUAUUAAUUCCUUCUCAAGAUUUUGCCGGUGAAACACACCCUUUUGACGUCUUUUUGACGAUUUGGAAGCAAGAUAUAAUGUGGUGGAACCCUAACCACACUCGUGUGGCUACAAAUAUUGCAAUUAUCCAGUUUUGGCACUCGACAUGCAAGAAACGUAUUUACGAUUUUCAACAACCGGUGGAAAUUUUUUUUACUAAAAGACCUGAUUUUGUUUUUACUAGGAAUUCAGAGAAGAACGUUUUUCGUAUUUCGGAUAAAUGUGGUAGAAUCUCUUGUAAUCAAAUUUUACAGUUUGCUGUACCAAAAAGAAGAAUGUUGCAUGUUGAGUUUUCUAACUUCACGGAAAAAAAUUCUUUAAAAUUUAUUACAACGUAUUUCAAAUUUCCAACAAUGGGCGAUUUUCAUAAUGGCACUAUUAAUGAAUUUGACACUCUAAACAUUUCAUUUAUAAAUAGAGAAGACUACGAUGUUUUAGUCUACAUAGGUAUCUUGUCUGUGUAUAACAAAACAGAGACGUCAAUACACUUCAAUGUGCAUUCGAAAGUAACAAAUUGUCUUCGUUGGAAUAGAGAAGCAAUUCAGUGGGAACUUUCUUGUUAUCCUGGCGAUGGUGGAAAUAGCUCUGUGAUCCAUUGUAAGUGCUACCAUUUUUCUGCAAUUGCUGGAUAUUUUGAAAAUAUAAACUUUCUGGAGAAAACAGUACUAAUGCCGGAUUUAGAAUUACAAGUUGUUUCAACCAAAGUUAUUUUCCUAACAUUUGUUGUAACAUUAUGUGUUUUUCACGUCCUUGUUAUUUUUGUUUUAUUACCGAAGAAGAAAAUUUGCGUGUAUUAUUUGGCUGAUAAUAACACAAAGCACCGUUUUGCUUAUCUGGUAACUGUUAAAACUGGAUUAAAACUAAGUGCUAGUACUUCAUCUAAUGUGACUAUUAGACUCCAUGGGGAAAAUAAAUCUAGUGAACCACAUGUCUUGAACUAUCCUGAUCCAAGAAAAUCUUUACUUCAGAAUUUCGGAGAAGAUUUGUUUUUGUUAGCUACAGAAAGCAGUUUGGGUGAAUUAGAAGAAAUCGAACUGUGGUUUGAUUCAGUCGGAGUAAAUCCUACUUGGCAUUGUCGCGAAAUUUACGUGUAUGAUAUGCAGCAACAUCAGGAAUGGCGAUUUAAAAUCCAAGUAAAAUUUUCUGUGUUGAAAGGUUUCACUUAUUAUGCGGUGGAACCGUUUAAACAAAAAGAAACAAUCAUAAAGAGAAAGUUUAGGGUAAAUUUGUCACAAAAAUUUCAUGUUUGGUACUGGUGUCAAGAAGACGAACAGAUUUCCUAUUUACAAAAAUUAACAAUUGUUUUCUCGACUGUGUUAACAAUUUAUUUCCUAGCUCUUUUAUGCUAUGGUCUACCAAAACUUGAGCCGAAAGAUUGCCUAGACACUUACGUAAUGUUUCAUGUGAAUUACUUUACAUUUUUAGUUGCUUUUGUCUCUUCAUUUUUUUCGUUUGUACUUCAUUCUCUUAUAAUAUGGGGCUUUCGAUUGUCGAAAUUCCAAAAUUUGUGGCAUGGGAAGACUGUCAAAGUACCUUUAAUCCUGACCAUUGCAUGUUGGUCAUUUCUGGUUGGUUUAAUAAUUAUUUCGACAACUUUUUUGAUAAUUUACGGUUUUUGGGUGACAUACUAUAGGAGUUUACUUUGGCUCACUUCUUGUCUAAUUGGAAUAGCAUUUGAUAUUUUCAUCUACGAAAGCACAUGUUCUAUAAUACAGAAUUUCUUUAUAAAGAUUUAUUUUAAAGAUAACGUUGAAAAAAUGUAUCAACACAUUCUGAACACAACUGAGUACCAGAGAAAAUACUUACGUAAAAAAUUUGGGAAUCUGAUUUUAAGACCUUACUUCCAACAUUUGUAUAAACCUUUAAGAAAAAGACGAGUUAAGGAAGUGCGGAGAUUGUUGAUUCACCGUUAUUCAGUUAUUUCCGAAUUUGAAGAUCUCUUGAUGUUUAUCAUUUACAUUAUAAUUUUAUACGUUGUAGUGUUGGCAAACAAGGACAGACUUAUGGUCGUUUCUAAAAACGACAUGAGAGACCUACUUACCGGUUUACAUACCAGAAGUAUAACAUUUGAAGAUUUGGAUAGUUUAGAAGAAAUAUACGAUUAUAUUAAUCGAACGUUAAUAGAUGUUCUACACGCACCAGAAUGGUAUGAAAAUUUCUCAAUUUACGACCCGGGAUUAAUGAUUGACAUGGUGAAUAAAUACAUCGGAGUGGCUCGAAUAAGACAACAGAGAAUACAACCGAAUUCCUGCGAAGUAGCAUCUAAAAUGCGUUUUCUAAACUUGUCUUGUUGGCCAGAAUAUUCUCUUAGAUUCCUCGAAACUAAAACUUUUGAUGUGGGCUGGAAAGAAGAGAUUAAUCCUAUUGCUGCCACACAUGACAGGCUUCACUACAUUUGGCAAUAUCAGAGCGAACAAGAAUCGGGCUCCUCUCUAGCGUUUGGACAAUUUGCCAGUUACACUGGCGGUGGAUAUAUUCAUUAUUUGGGUCGUACGAUGUACAAUUCUCUGGCCAAUUUUCUACGAAUGUUGCAAGAUACAUGGAUAGAUCCAAGAUCUCGAGUUAUUUUUGUAGAAUUUUUGACCUACAAUCCUAAUUUCAACGUCUUUAGUUCAAUUCGAUUGAUGAUUGAACAAAGUGCAAGCGGUUACAUCCUGAGAGAUGUUUCUGUCCAUUGUGUUCGAAUGUUGUUUGUCCAGAACGAAGUUGAGAAAAUAUCAUCGAUUUUCUUCGUUUUGUUCGUUCUUUGGGUGAUUAUUUUAUUACUGAAACAGUCAGUUGGCACCGUCAAAAAAAUACGUUCCUUCUACCGAGACACUUGGUUUUUAAUUGAUAUGAUUAUAGUGUUAAUGAGUUUAACAUGUAUCAUUAUGUUUGGCUUGAGAAUGAAGUUUGUGGGACGUUAUCUUGACAAGAUUGAAAAGGCCAAACAUAACGAAUUUGUAAACUACUUCUAUUUGUUUCAAAUCGAAUACGGAUUAAAUUUUGUGGCCGCUUGUCUUUUAUGCACUGCAACAGUGCGUUUGUGGAAAUUUCUACGAUUUGCUGCAAUGUUUCGAGUUAUGGAACAAACAUUGUUGGUGGCUGGAAAAUUGCUGUUGUCGUUUUCUGUCGCUAUUCUCGUGAUGUUGUUAAGUUUUGCGUUUCCUUUAAGUUUGCUUCUUGGGAAUUACUUUGGAAGAAUUCACACGCCGAUUGAAUUAAUAAAACUGAUGUUGCUUAUGACACUUAAGCCUAAAGCAAUGCGUCUAACUGAUUAUUUGAAGUACAAAGUUGCAACUUUUUAUAUUGUUUUGUACAUUAUUAUUAUUACUGUCACCAUGUACAUUAUUAUUAUGAUCAUAGUGAUGUCUUAUUUUGAAGCUCAACUUGAACUGUCGUCAGAAACACGAGAAUACAAUGUUAAAAGCUUUGUUGAAGAGAAAUCACGGUACAUUCCACGCUUUCUCAAAUACAAAUAUAAAUAUCUAAAAGCAGGAAUGGACGUAAAGCCAAAAGUUGAACCAAAACCAGAAACUUUUUAUUACGUACGGUGUAGAUCUAUAACUGCUGCUCGAUUAAAAAGGAUGACUUCCAUUGCACGAUGCAUUUUUCGUAAUCAAACUCUCUUCAAGAAAUCCGCUUCUCUCAGUGAAAACGAAGUAAAAAUGAUGUUAAAAGUGUGUCGUGAUUACUUUUUAAAGUCGGACAAAGAAAACGCAAAAGUGUUUUUUAUUGGACAUGUUCACGGAAAAAGACGACAGUUUGUUGAGGAAGAAAAAGUCACAAAAGUUGCAAAUGUCGUUAACUAUUUGUUGCAAGACGAAGCGCCCCAGUUUGGCGAAGAAAUUAAAAAGGUGCUGGAUAAGAAGUUGCAAAACUGUGUCGAAAUGAUCGAACAAAAGCAGGAAACGCUCAAAAGAUGCGAUUUGAUGCUGAAACUGUGCGUGCAAAAGUUGCACCGAAUUCAAAAGUUGAAUAUCAAGAAGAUUAGACGAUACCUUUGAUGUUCCCAUAUUUAUCAAAAAAAUAAUAAACAAUCAUAAAACAAGUUGCGUUUUCUCUCUUAAUUAGAAUUUUUGUAAUGUCUACAAUACUAGAUUUAUAUUUUACUACUUUUAAGUUAGAAAAUGAUAAGUGUUACCAGAUUUUUUUUCAAAUACACAACCAUAAUAAUUUUGAAAUACUAAAUGCAGUGUUUGUCAUUGGUCAUUAAACUGAAGACCAACGAGAUAAGUUUCAAAUGUCGAUUAUCAUUGCUAAUGAGUACUUUCUCUUGCCUCAAAGUGCACUUUCGAUUGAAGGGCAAGGGGCUCAAACCAUGAGAUCUAACUGACAAUAACAAACUAAUUAAGUGGAAUAAACAACUUUGGAAAGACGUCGUGUGGUUUUUGCACACAAUUG
Molecule: messenger RNA, 6647 nt
Organism: Tribolium madens (black flour beetle)
Lineage: Eukaryota; Metazoa; Arthropoda; Insecta; Coleoptera; Tenebrionidae
Product: polycystic kidney disease 1-related protein-like
Exons: 22
Coding region: 110-6250 (2046 amino acids)
Biological process (GO): detection of mechanical stimulus
Cellular component (GO): membrane
Molecular function (GO): calcium channel activity; protein binding
Source: RefSeq, a predicted model, not a curated record